This is a messenger RNA of Lucilia sericata (common green bottle fly), 2044 nucleotides long. RefSeq names its product glutathione hydrolase 1 proenzyme. Bases 133 to 1875 code for a protein of 580 amino acids. Gene Ontology annotation, cellular component: plasma membrane. Gene Ontology annotation, biological process: glutathione catabolic process. NCBI's taxonomy places the organism in Eukaryota, Metazoa, Arthropoda, Insecta, Diptera, Calliphoridae. The transcript has 6 exons. Gene Ontology annotation, molecular function: glutathione gamma-glutamate hydrolase. The record is from RefSeq and is a predicted model, not a curated record.
AAUUGUUGAAUUUGUUGGUUGAUGGGUGCUUCUAUUUAGGAAGUUUGCGAAAGGUUGAAACAGAAAUUUAAAAAAUAACAAAUAAAAAUAAAUAAUAUGUAUGAAAAUUAAUUAAUUAGAAAUAUCGAAAACAUGAAAAUUACAAUAAAUAAAAAAAUAACAUUAUGGAUUACAAUAGCGGCGAUUAUUGUAGUAGCAUUGAUACUAGGACUCGUAUUCGGCCUUAAAGGAAAAAAUAAAUCUCAAAUUGUGGGCGCAGUAGUAUCGAACGGUAGAGGAUGUGCUGAAAUUGGAAGUCAAAUGUUAACUGAUGGUGGCUCCGCUGUUGAUGCUGCUAUAGCUACACUGAUAUGUGAAGGAGUUAUAUUGCCUCAUAGUAUGGGCAUUGGCGGUGGAUUUGUGGCUACAGUUUAUACCAAAAAACUUGGCAGAAUAGAGACAUUAAUCGCGCGAGAGUCUGCCCCUGCUGCUGCUCAUAAAGAUAUGUUUGUGGGCCAAACUUCAAUUACAGGUGCAAAAGCGGGGGCUGUUCCAGGAGAGAUACUUGGUUAUUGGGAAUUACACCAAAGAUACGGCCGUUUGCCGUGGAAAGUUCUGUUUCAACCCAGUAUUAAACUUUGCAAAGAAGGCCAUUGGGUGUCCAAGUAUUUAGCUGCUGCCCUACUUUCUAAAGAAGCCGCUAUUCGAAAUGAACCCACAAUGGCUGAAAUAUUUGUAAAAGAAGAUGGCUCGUUGUAUAAAGAAGGGGAUUACAUGAAGCGGCCUGCUCUGGGUAAUACUUUAGAAAAAAUCGCCAUUAAUGGAGUUGGAGAAAUGUAUGACGGUGGAGAGACCGGCAAAAUGUUUGCUGAGGACAUACAAGAAAUGGGUGGCAUAAUAACAGAACAAGACUUAAAAACUUAUAAGGUUAAAUGGGACGAUACACAUCAUGUUGUAGCUAAUGUUACAGGGGGUUAUAAGUUAUACACGACGCCUUUGCCAUCUAGUGGUGCUCUCUUAGCUUUCAUAUUAAAUGUUAUGAGCGAUUUAUAUACAACGGAUCAGGAAAUAUACUGGCAACGAGUUAUCGAAACUUUUAAACAUGCUUAUGGUCAACGAACUAAUUUGGGAGAUAUUGAAAAAGAGACGGAAAUGUAUGAUACAAUUAAAGAAACAUUUGACAAACUUAUUAGCCAAGAAUUUGCUAAUGACGUUCGUAAGCUAAUACACGACGAGACAACAUUUGAUGACAUGGCCUACUAUGGAGCAAAUUUCACAAUCGAAGAAGAUCACGGCACAGCGAAUAUGGCGGUUUUAGCAGAAAAUGGUGAUGCCAUCACAGUUACGAGUACCGUUAAUAGCUAUUUUGGUUCAAAGGUGCGUUCAAGAAGAACCGGCAUUAUAUUGAAUGAUGAAAUGGACGAUUUUUCAACGCCUGGCGUUAUCAAUUCAUAUGGUGUCCCAGCAUCUCCAGCUAACUACAUCAAGCCUGGGAAACGGCCAAUGUCUUCAAUGUGCCCAGCUAUAAUCCUAGAUAAAGAGGGCAAUGUUAAAAUGUUAGUAGGUGCUGCGGGUGGAACGAAAAUUACUACUUCAAUUGCAGCGACUAUAAUGAAAUAUUUGAUAUUUAAUGAAACUAUGCAUCAGUCCGUCAAUGAUGGACGGCUUCAUCAUCAAUUAGCACCUAUGCGAAUUGAUGCAGAAAUAGAAGUCCCGAUAAAUGUACGCAAUUAUUUAACUAAAGUAGGUCAUGAUUUAAGCAUAUUACCUGCGGGUAGUGGAUUUGCAGCCGUAACUGCCAUCGGUGUUCGGACCGGAGUUCCAGAACCCUUUUACGAUCGUCGUAGAGUUGGCAGUACUGCUACUAUACAAUCGCGAAAUAAAAUGCAUCAUUAGCCGAUAAGAAAUCCAUAUCAAAACGUACAGAAAACAGUUAUUUUCGGAUUUACACUUUCAAAUUUAAUGCAAUUUACGAUACGUAUUAUGGUUUGACAGUGUUCCUCAAAUCAAUGGCUUUUUGAGCGGAAACCUGUUUCAGUCCAAAAAUAUAGCGAUUUGAAAAAUA